AUGUAUACGAAUUGUGAUUCAAUGCUUAACAAAAAAGAAGAAUUAAUUGCUCGAGUUAAUCUAGAUAAUCCUGAUUUCAUUCUGUUAACAGAAAUGUUGCCAAAGAAUGUGGCUACGACUGUGGAUUUUGUUAAUUUGUGUAUCAAGGGCUUCCAGUUAUUUGUUUCUCCUAAUUGUUCUCGCGGAACUGGAUUAUUUGUUAGGGAAGGUAUUUCUGUUUCGGAAGUUUGUUUUAAUGAGUUUGUGGAGUCGGUGUGGGUCAAAGUGAACCUUCGUGUUAAUGAGAGUAUUUUAAUUGGUUGUGUUUAUCGAAGUCCAAAUAGUUCGAAUAAUAAUAAUCUGUUACUUUUGGAAUUACUAAAGAAGGCUGAUGAUUUCAAUGUUGACCAUGUAGUAGUGGUUGGUGAUUUUAAUUACAAGUUUAUUAAUUGGGAAACAAUGGAGGUUCCUAUGGAAAAACAUUCUAGAGAUUUUCUUGAGUGUACUGAUGAUCUUUUUUGGUUUCAACAUUGUAAGAUUGCUACUAGAUUUCGAAAUGAUAAUGAACCCAGCACAUUAGAUUUAGUCUUCUCCAAUGAUGAGAGUCUAAUUAUAAAUUUAAAAUGUACCCCACCAUUAGGUCGCAGUGAUCUUGUUGUGUUAACGUUUGAGAUUGAUUGUGAUUAUUAUGUAGAAGACCCUCCUGUGGUAAGAAAUUACUACAAAGGGGAUUAUGAUGGUAUGAGAAAAUAUAUUGAAGAGUUGGAUUUAAUGCAGUAUUGCAGGUCUUUAAGCGUUCAGGAAUUAGCCUUACUUAUUGAAAGUACUAUUCAAGAAUGUACUGUUAAAUUUGUCCCAUUAAGAUCCAGGACUUCUAAUAAUAGAAAACCGUUGAUGAAUAGGGAUGUGGAAAAAGCAAUUAAACGAAAGCAUAAAGCAUGGAAUGUUUUUCAGAAUAGAAGAGAUAUAGAAUCUCGUCAGGAAUAUGUGAGGUGUAGAAACAAAGUUACUGCAGAGAAAUUUAAACUUAAUGUUAGGAAAAAGGCAUUCGUUGUUCGAGUUACUGACGAUUGGAACUCCCUUCCUAGUAAUGUGGUAAAUCAGAGUUCAGUAAAUCUUUUUAAAGCGGGCUUAGAGAAAGUCUGGUCUGGCCACCACUUUAAAUUUUGCCCGUAUAUGACCGAAGAGGAUUCGAUAGUGAUUGAGGGACAAAUGAGCUUUGAUCUCUAA
Molecule: messenger RNA, 1209 nt
Organism: Anneissia japonica
Lineage: Eukaryota; Metazoa; Echinodermata; Crinoidea; Comatulida; Comatulidae
Exons: 2
Coding region: 1-1209 (402 amino acids)
Molecular function (GO): catalytic activity
Source: RefSeq, a predicted model, not a curated record